Molecule: messenger RNA, 1066 nt
Organism: Brassica oleracea var. oleracea
Lineage: Eukaryota; Viridiplantae; Streptophyta; Magnoliopsida; Brassicales; Brassicaceae
Product: F-box/kelch-repeat protein SKIP6-like
Exons: 1
Coding region: 158-1066 (302 amino acids)
Molecular function (GO): protein binding
Source: RefSeq, a predicted model, not a curated record
AGUGUCUCCGUCGUCUGGGUUAUGCUCGCUGCCAGAUGACGUGGCAGUUACUUGCCUGGCUCAGAUCUCGAGAUUUGACCUAGCGGCCUUAGCUACCGCCUCAAAGAGCCACCGCGCUCUCGUAUCUUCCCCUGAGCUCUCGGAACUGAGACGGCGGAUGGGUUGCAUCGAGACGUGUCUCUACGUAUGCAUGCGCAUCUCUGGUGGUAACCCACGUUGGUUCGUCCUCAACCCUCAGCAUCGCCGCCUGAACCCUAUCCCUUCUAACCCUAAUCAGGCUCCGGAGUCAUCCUCUUUCGUGGCGGUGGACGGAGGCAUCUAUGUCUUGGGCGGACUCAUAAACUGCCGUCUCAGUAGUGAUGUCUGGUUCCUCGACUGUUUCUCUCACACGUGGAACCGUGUCCCGUCGAUGAGGAGGCCUCGUGUUUAUGCAUCCGCGAACCUCGUUGACGGGAAGAUAUACGUUUGUGGUGGGUGUAGAGAGGAAGCUGAUUCCACAAACUGGGCAGAGGUUUUCGAUCUAAAGACUCAAACUUGGGGUACCUGGUUUCUCCCCAAGAUAAAAAGCAGGAUCUGGCAUAGUGUGGUGAUCGAGGAGGAGAAGAAGGUUUACGGGGUUGACGUGGAGGGUGAUAGCUUCCACUUGUUGCCAAGUAAGCGUAUGUUUCUUUGGAGACCAGACCUAAGAAGAGACUUUUUUUCACGAAACAAGGACGAUUGGUGUGCUAUAGGGAAGCUUUUAUUCUGUCGUGCUCCUUUCGGGACGAUACUGUGGUGUGAUCCUAAUGAGUUGCGUUGGAAGCAAGUCAAGGGUUUGGAAGAGCAUUGUGAUAAUAUUGAUAUAUGCAGACUCUGCACCAACUCUGCUGGUAACAUUGUCAUCUUCUGGAUCAGCUCUCUUGUUCGUCAGACUUGGCUUUGUUCUGCCGAGAUUUCCUUAAGGAGGAAAGGAGGCGAGAUUUGGGGUAAGGUCGAAUGGUCCGAUACUGUCUUCAAACUUGAUGAUAUUCUCUCAUCUGGUUUUAAAGUCUUAUACUCUGCUUCUGUUCUUGUUUCUCCUAAAUGA